GAUCGCGAGGCUGCGAGUCUUUUGUUCCGAAUCAAUCAAAAAAACGAGGAAGACGGACAGACAUAAGUAGAGCAUCUGAAUCAGGAAAUCUACUUAUAUAAUAGUCGCAUCUUCCAGCACAACAGACUAAGCCGCCGCCACUUAACUUAACACGUCUAUAUUCGGUUAACUUAGAUAUUUGUAUUUAAAGUAGAGGGGGGAAAGUUUUACUCAGGAUUUUGUACUAUGCCACGCAAGAAGCAGACAGAUGUGUCUGGGAACGGUGGAUUGAAGAGGAAAAGAGGUGGUGGAAAGAAAAAGGACAGGGAGUUUAGCAGUGAUGAUGAGUUUGAUGACUUUGAACAAGAAAACACAAAGAAACCUGGGAAACCAGCGGCUAAAGCGGGUCUGCAGCCUGUCACUGUGGCUGAUGAUGUGAAGGAGAAGAUUAAACUUGAGGUUCCCAAAGUUAAAGGUCAGCUGCUAGUUUUUGGAGCCACCAACUGGGACCUGAUUGGCAGAAAAGAAGUGCCAAAACAGCAAGCUGCUUAUAGGAACCUUGGGCAGAAUCUGUGGGGUCCCCACCGCUAUGGAUGUCUCAAUGAUGUCCAGGUUAGCUGUGUGGUGUCUGGUCCCUGUGCUGCCCACAGUCUCAUCAUCACCACAGAGGGCAAACUCUGGAGCUGGGGUCGUAAUGAUAAAGGGCAGUUGGGUCAUGGAGACACUAAACGAUUGGAGGCUCCAAAACUAGUUGAGGGCCUGGGGGAGGAAGUGAUUGUAGCAGCUGCUUGUGGUAGAAACCACACCAUGGCUUUAACAGAAAAUGGUACCGUCUAUACCUUUGGAGAAAACAAACUGGGUCAGCUAGGUCAGGGCAAUCAGACAGAUGCUGUGCUCAGCCCUGCUACAAUCCAGUACAACGGGCAGCCAAUAGUCAAAGUGGCCUGUGGUGCAGAGUUCAGUAUGAUUGUGGACUGCAAGGGGAACCUUUAUUCUUUCGGUUGCCCUGAAUACGGCCAACUUGGGCAUAAUUCAGAUGGAAAGUUCAUUGCUCGUGCCCAGCGCAUUGAGUUUGACUGCGAGCUGAUCCCUAGACGGGUGGCCAUUUUCAUUGAGAAGACCAAGGAUGGCCAAGUGCUUCCUGUGCCCAAUGUCGUGGCUCGGGAUGUAGCAUGUGGUGCCAAUCACACGCUGGUGUUGGAUUCCCAAAAGCGUGUUUUCUCAUGGGGAUUUGGGGGAUAUGGACGACUAGGCCAUGCCGAACAGAAAGACGAAAUGGUCCCACGAUUAGUCAAGCUCUUUGACUUCCCAGGCCGUGGAGCAACUCAAAUAUACUGUGGCUACCAGUGUUCCUUUGCUGUGAAUGAAACGGGUGGUCUAUUUUUCUGGGGAGUGACAAAUACGUCCCGUGAGUCCACCAUGUACCCCAAAGCCGUGCAGGACCUUUGCGGAUGGAAGAUUCGCAGUCUUGCCUGUGGGAAGAGCAGUAUUAUCAUUGCAGCUGAUGAUAGCACCAUUAGCUGGGGACCAUCGCCCACAUUUGGAGAGCUGGGCUAUGGUGACAACAAACCUAAGUCCUCCACCACUGCUCAAGAGGUCAAAACUCUGGAUGGAGUGUAUUCAGAACAGGUGGUGAUGGGCUAUUCGCACUCUCUGGUUAUUGCCCGACAAGACACAGAGCAGGAGAAGGAAAAGCUCAAGAAGCUGCCUGAAUACAAUCCGCGAACACUCUGAUUGGACACCGUUCUCAUUUUCUCCAGGGGCUUUUUUUUUUUUUUUUUUUUUUUUUUUUUUUUUUAAUGGAAGGCCUCUGCUCAUUAGGUCACCUGGGUAAUCACAAUUUGGUUGGGAUGGGAUUGUUUAUUUUUCUUUGAUUUUUUUGGACAUGCCACAUGUCGGAUUAAAGUAUUUAAGAAGUUGCAUUAACUGAUCGGUGUAGGCUCGGGCGUUUCAGAAUGGUAAUUGUGGCGUCACACGCCGGUUUUAAUUUCACAGUAAAACCAGCAACUGCUCAGAGCACUCGGAUUCCACUGGAACCAUCCCCUUUACUUAUACAUUCCUAAUGGAAGUUUAUCACAGAUUGUUUUGUUUAUUUUUCCAUAACAAUGGCUGUGAAAUCCAUGUCUGCUCUCUUCCAAAAACUGGUGCUAAAUCAUUCUAAUGCAGACUAUCAAUGGACUAAUGGUUAACUAAAAAGACAUGCUCACUCCAUUCUUGUGCCUUUUUAAGUGAGAUGAUUCAGGCUGAGUAUCAGUUAGUCCUAUGACAACUCAAGUGUUAUGGGGCACUUCACCUUUUAAACAUCACUUUCAUUACUUCCAGCUCCAUGUUUUCAUCACCAUACAUAAGAACACCAUUUUCCUCAAAUCAAGACCAUGUAGCUAAUCAGUAAGAGAUUUUUUUUUUUUUUCUUCUAUUUUUAAGAUGCAUAAUCCUGUUAAUCUGAUCAGGGAAGUAUUUUCAACUCCUGCAAUGCAAAUGAGACAUCAGCUGUGAGAUUUUUAUUAAAUCAAUUCUUCCUUUUCUAGAAAUUGAAGUGUUAAGUGUUCAUGCCCUUGCUAGUGAUGUUAACUACAGAAAUGCUGUUCUCGUGUUGAUGUUAGCAUGUUUUGGAAAUGAUGAACUUGAUGUUGAGAAGAGUAGAUUGUCCCAUCAUCAGGGACCACAAUGUCUUUACGGAGCAUUUUUUUCAUGCAAUAUGUUAAAUACUGUGCCAUUUCUUUGUGUUCACCUGGGCUUAAACUGAUCACAUUGCUAUCUUUCAUAAUCUGUAUGCAAGUCCAUACAAGAGUCCAUCCAGUUUGUUGGCGAGCAACAAGCUUUAUGUUCUUUGAAAACGUUUUUAAAUUGUGUACUUGCAAGAAAUGUUCAUUUAAGCAGUUUAUGUCCAGGAACUGGAAUUCCAACACUUAUUUUGAUUUCUAAAAUGUUAUUUUUUUCUUAAUAUUAAAUAAAGGUUCAUGUAAGUUGG
Messenger RNA from Megalobrama amblycephala (Wuchang bream), 2950 nucleotides. It is a transcript of the gene rcc2, whose product is annotated as regulator of chromosome condensation 2. The transcript has 13 exons. Bases 226 to 1713 code for a protein of 495 amino acids. NCBI's taxonomy places the organism in Eukaryota, Metazoa, Chordata, Actinopteri, Cypriniformes, Xenocyprididae. The record is from RefSeq and is a predicted model, not a curated record.